UCAUUUUCAGUUCUCCUCUGCUUGACAACCUUUACCUGCAAACACAAUGAGGAAAGCAUACUCAGUCUCAAGCUCUGGCAGCAGACCCAGGAUGUCCUUUGCAGGACCAGAAAGCGGCUACUCCGUCAGCAGAACCAGUCACGGUGGUCUUGGCUAUGCUGGUUUUAGUAUGGCUGCAAGGCAUGUUGGUUCUGGCUCUAGUUAUGUGCCCCCACUGAUCACAGCUGUCCAUUUCAACCAGAGCCUGCUGACCCCCCUGAACCUGGAGAUUGACCCCACCAUCCAGGCUGUCCGCACCCAGGAGAAGGAGCAGAUCAAGACCCUGAACAACCGCUUUGCUUCCUUCAUUGACAAGGUCCGUUUCCUGGAGCAGCAGAACAAGAAGCUGGAGACCAAAUGGAGCCUCCUUCAGGACCAGACCCCCACCCGCUCCAAAAUCGAGGGCAUGUUUGAGGCCUACAUUGCCAACCUGCGCAGACAGCUUGACGGGCUGGGCAAUGAGAAGGGCAAGCUGGAGGGAGAGCUGAAGAACAUGCAGGGUCUGGUUGAGGACUUCAAGAGGAAGUAUGAAGAUGAAAUCAACAGACGUGCAGCUGCAGAGAACAAAUUUGUGCUCCUGAAGAAGGAUGCUGAUGCUGCCUACAUAAACAUGAUGGAGCUGGAAGCCAAGGCUGAUGCUCUUCAGGAUGAGAUCAACUUCCUCAAGGCCGUCCAUGAGGCUGAGCUUCAUGAGCUGCAGGGCCAGAUCAAGGAAACCUCUAUUGUUGUGGAGAUGGACAACGGCCGUAACUUGGACAUGGACGCCAUUGUGGCUGAAGUGCGUGCUCAGUACGAGGACAUUGCCAACCGCAGCAAGGCUGAAGCAGAGACCUGGUACAAACAUAAGUACGAGGAGAUGCAGAGCUCUGCCGGACAGUAUGGUGAUGACCUGCGCACAACCAAGGCUGAGAUUGCUGAAGUGAACCGCAUGAUCUCCCGUCUUCAGAAUGAGAUUGAGGCUGUCAAGGGACAGAGGGCCAACCUUGAGGCUCAGAUAGCAGAGGCUGAGAAGCGUGGUGAGCUGGCAGUGAAGGAUGCCAAGCUCCGCAUCAAGGACCUGGAGGAUGCUCUGCAGAGAGCCAAGCAGGACAUGGCCCGCCAGGUGCGCGAAUACCAGGAGCUGAUGAAUGUCAAGCUGGCUCUGGACAUUGAAAUCGCCACCUACAGGAAACUGCUGGAAGGAGAGGAGACCAGACUGGCCAGUGGAGGCUCCAGUGCAACCAUCCAUGUGCAGCAGACCUCUGGAGGUGGUGGAUUCUCCAGCUCAAGCUCCGGCGGGGGAUUCAGCUAUGGUGGUGGUUAUGGUGGUGUUCUCACCAAGUCCACAGUGUCAAAGACCUGUUCCAGGAGAGUCUAUUAAAACAGAGAGCUGUCCUACUUCUGCUUCAGAAACUCUUAAAAGUGAUUUAAAUCACCUUUUAUGUACUCUUUCAUGGUGCUACACAAUACUGUAAAGCAUGUUCAACAAUAAAGCUGAAUAUCCCCAAAA
Micropterus dolomieu (smallmouth bass) is the source of this 1528-nucleotide messenger RNA. Its product is annotated as intermediate filament protein ON3-like. The record is from RefSeq and is a predicted model, not a curated record. The transcript is spliced from 9 exons. Bases 47 to 1399 code for a protein of 450 amino acids. Gene Ontology annotation, cellular component: keratin filament. Gene Ontology annotation, biological process: keratinization; intermediate filament organization. Gene Ontology annotation, molecular function: structural constituent of skin epidermis. NCBI's taxonomy places the organism in Eukaryota, Metazoa, Chordata, Actinopteri, Centrarchiformes, Centrarchidae.